CUUUCACGCCACGACGCUGAAAGCCACUACGAUCGUCUGUGUCCGUAAGGAUGGGCACGUAUGCAUGAUGGGUGACGGUAUGGUCAGCCAAGGAUCGAUUCAGGUGAAACCCAACGCCGUCAAAAUUCGGAGAAUCCCGCACAAGGGCGACGAUAAAGAACACCAGGGUACCAUUGUCGGAUUUGCGGGUUCGACAGCGGAUGCCUUUACGCUUUUGGAGCGGCUGGAAAUGAAGCUUGAUGAAUAUCCGGGACAGCUCGCGCGGUCAUGUGUUGAAUUGGCCAAGGGGUGGCGGACGGACAAGUACCUCCGACGGCUCGAAGCGUCGUUGAUCGUGGCCGACGCAACCGUGAGCCUGGAACUGACUGGCAAUGGUGACGUUAUUGAAAGCCACGACGGUAUUUUGGGAGUCGGAAGUGGAAGUCCCUUUGCCAUUGCUGCUGCUCGUGCCUUGAUGGAUUCGUCUGAUCUUGACGCGGAAGCCGUGGCUCGGAAGGCAAUGAACAUUGCCGCAGAUAUGUGCAUUUACACAAACAAAGAGUUUCUUGUCGAGACUAUGGAGACGAAGGAAAAGGAGGAAGAAGUUUAAUUUAGGACUGAAAGUCACUUCUUC
Molecule: messenger RNA, 613 nt
Organism: Phaeodactylum tricornutum CCAP 1055/1
Lineage: Eukaryota; Bacillariophyta; Bacillariophyceae; Surirellales; Neidiaceae
Exons: 2
Coding region: 65-589 (174 amino acids)
Cellular component (GO): HslUV protease complex; proteasome core complex
Molecular function (GO): threonine-type endopeptidase activity
Source: RefSeq, a predicted model, not a curated record